AUGCCGGUUAAUAUUGUCGCCGCUGAAAAGAUUAGAAAGGCAGCUGAGUUGGAGAGUGUUCCUCAUUCAACAACAACAAAUCCAAAGUCAGAUGGUCUUUCACAAUUGUUAGGAGCUGAUAAUCCUGGUCGGUUAAGUGCAAUGGGCAGAGGGAUGAGUAUGAAAAAACUGUCUUUAUUCCAAGUCAACAGGCCUAACUCCUAUAAAGUAUUGGUGGAAACUGCAAUCAAACCAGAUGCAUUCCUAUGGAGACCUACAACUAACAUCCUAAAUAUGGAACAAGCUGUUGGAGAAAUGCUUGCCUGGCCAGAUGACAAUUGUAUUCUCCAAGAAGACAAUGCACCAAAGAGUCCAAAUACAGCUUUUGCAAACAAGUGUACACUACUAAAUUGGAGGGGAAAUGAAGAAGUGGCUGUUGAUGAAGGGCGUUGGCAGUCAAAAGAAUCAGAUGCAUUGGUUAAUGGACUUCCAAUCGGACCUAAUGCAGUAAAGGUACUUGUGGAUGUGGUCUUGAAACCUGAGACAUUUCUAUGGAGACCUACAACAGAAAUUAGUAUCAUAGAGGACUGUUUGAAGACUUUCGUAGCAUGGCCUGCAAGUAGAGUUGUGUUUGAAACAACCACAGAUGAAUCACCACUGUCUAAGUCUCAGAUUCCAACUCCUAAUAUGCAAACAGUAUCAUCUCAUAAUCAGAUAUCUGAAGCAACUCCUUCAGCCCCUGUCAAGAAAGCUAAAAAUGUUAUAGACUCACCUGUUCGGAGAUCGCCGCGUAAAAAGAAAGAGUCAGUUAGCAAGGAAAAUCAGAAGUGCAAAUUGUUGGAUAUUACCGUGAAGAAGCGGGUCGUUGCUGAAGGACAUUGGUCUUCAAACAAUCCAGACCAAGUUGUCUAUUGUGCUCCAUUGGGACCUAAUGCAGUACACGUUUGGAUAGAUGUGGUGAAGGUUAAUGAUGUUGCUGUUUAGAGGUGUACUUCUGCUAUCGAGUGUAUGGAAGAUGCAAUUGGUACAACAAUCGCAUGGCCAGAGGACAAUGUGGUAAUGGUUUGAACUGAAGUACCUUUGUCUAGAUUAUUGGAACUUAUGCUAUUUAGACUUGUGUUGUUUAGCUUAUGGGAACUUAUGGUAUUGAGACUUAUGAAGUUUAGCUUAUGGGAACUUAUGAUAUUGAAACUUAUGUAUGUUGAGACUUAUGUAAUUUUUGGA
Molecule: messenger RNA, 1203 nt
Organism: Camelina sativa (false flax)
Lineage: Eukaryota; Viridiplantae; Streptophyta; Magnoliopsida; Brassicales; Brassicaceae
Source: RefSeq, a predicted model, not a curated record